Tricharina praecox is the source of this 1272-nucleotide messenger RNA. RefSeq lists its product as uncharacterized. Gene Ontology annotation, biological process: lipid storage. The transcript has a single exon. Gene Ontology annotation, molecular function: lipase activity. Gene Ontology annotation, cellular component: lipid droplet. Lineage: Eukaryota; Fungi; Ascomycota; Pezizomycetes; Pezizales; Pyronemataceae. Bases 160 to 1167 code for a protein of 335 amino acids. The record is from RefSeq and is a predicted model, not a curated record.
UACGAGUUUAUAAGGACCACCAGUUUCUUUCGUUGAUGAUUUUGCCAGCACUGAACCGCUAUGUAGCAGGGACCGUGUUCACGUGACCCAUACUAGACCUACCGCCGUUUCGCGUCGAGUGUCUCCAGGACACGCGAUUGUACUGGUAGUUACGACACGAUGUCCGAACCAACGCCCUUCCCGCUCCCCGCCUCGUUCCCACCAACUGACACACUCUACUACCCCGCAACCCACAAUGCCUCGACCGCGCCGCUGCUCCUCUUCCUCCCGGGCAACCCCGGGCUAAUAAACUACUACCGCACCUUCCUCUCAACGCUCCACACACUGCACCCGCACCUAACCAUCCUCGGCGCGUCGCACGCGGGGUUCACGCCGACCGCAUCGUCGACACGGCACAGCGCGUCGUGGGCAUGGACGUGGGGACCCGGCCCAUUUGACCUGUCCAUGCAAGUCUCACUAAAGCGCACUUUGCUAUCGCACGCCAUGUCUGUGCUCCCCGCCUGUGCAGACGGUUCCCCGCGCCGCGUGCUGCUAAUGGCGCACUCGAUGGGCGCGUACCUCUCGCUGGAGCUGAUCUCGUCGCUGCAGUGCACGCCGGCAGACGAGCUGCGCAUAGUCGGCGGAAUAAUGCUGUUCCCAACCGUCAUGCAUAUCGCGCGCUCGCCGCAGGGCCGCGCCAUGGCGCCGUUCCUGCGGAGUAAGCUGGUGCAGGCGGCGGCGGGGUGGGGGGCGUACGCCGCUUCGUGGUUGCCGGUGGGCGUGGUAAGGGGCGUGGUGAGGGGGGUUACGGGACAGACUAGAGAGGCCGCUGGUGUUACCGCCGUGUUGGUCGCUGAUCCGAGUGUCCUAAGACAGACGAUCAGGCUCGCUGCGGAGGAGAUGGAAGUUAUCGAUCAGGAUAGGUGGGGCGAGGAGGUGUGGAAUGCGGGCGGAAUUGGAGGGGCGGAGGCGGGGAAGGGCGGGAUGGUGUUUGUGUUUGGCCAAGGGGAUUGGUGGGUCGCCGAGAAGACUAGAGAGGAGAUCUUGGAGAUGAGGGGGAAUGGGAAGGGAGGUGGCGCACGCGUGGUGCUUGAGGAGAGGGGGUUGCCACAUGGGUUCUGUAUUCACCAUGGCGAGGUCAUGGCUGAGCUCUGUGGGAGCUGGUUGAGUGAUAUUCUGGGGGAAUAGAUAGAGUACUAGGUAGAUCGUAACGCAGGAAAGAUACAGAUAGGCAGUUUUAGAAUGAUGACAUGAUUUUCACGAGUGUGUGAGGUAUGGUGAAAAGUGAACACG